Messenger RNA from Aethalodelphis obliquidens (Pacific white-sided dolphin), 5074 nucleotides. RefSeq names its product thioredoxin related transmembrane protein 3 (gene TMX3). Gene Ontology annotation, cellular component: endoplasmic reticulum; cell surface. The transcript has 16 exons. The coding region runs from base 114 to 1478 and encodes 454 amino acids. The record is from RefSeq and is a predicted model, not a curated record. Lineage: Eukaryota; Metazoa; Chordata; Mammalia; Artiodactyla; Delphinidae.
CCUUCCGCGCCCAGGCCGGCCGGCUUCCCUUUCCGGGAGCGCAGGCGGCGGCCGCCGGUGUCUCUUUCUCUCCGCUCCGCAGAGUUGGCUCUUGCAGCUCCCCUGCGGCGAGCAUGGCAGCUCGGAGACGCGGGGCCGCCCUGCGGCUCUGUGCCACAGUUUUUUUACUUGAUAUGGCUUUCUCUAAAGGAUAUGUAGAAGAUUUAGAUGAAUCAUUUAAAGAAAAUCGAAAAGAUGACAUUUGGCUUGUAGAUUUUUAUGCACCAUGGUGUGGCCAUUGUAAAAAACUGGAACCAAUUUGGAAUGAAGUUGGUCUAGAGAUGAAAAGCAUUGGUUCUCCAGUUAAAGUUGGAAAGAUGGACGCUACUUCCUAUUCCAGCAUUGCUUCAGAGUUUGGAGUUCGAGGUUAUCCAACAAUUAAGCUAUUAAAAGGGGACCUGGCGUAUAAUUACAGAGGACCACGAACUAAAGAUGAUAUAAUUGAGUUUGCUCACAGAGUGUCUGGGGCUCUAAUUCGGCCACUUCCAAGUCAGCAAAUGUUUGAACAUGUGCAGAAGAGGCAUCGUGUAUUUUUUGUUUAUAUAGGUGGAGAGUCACCUCUGAAGGAGAAAUACAUCGAUGCUGCUUCAGAAUUAAUUGUAUAUACAUACUUUUUUUCUGCCUCAGAAGAAGUUGUCCCUGAGUAUGUGACCCUGAAAGAGAUGCCUGCUGUGCUUGUUUUCAAAGAUGAAACUUACUUUGUUUAUGAUGAGUACGAAGAUGGUGAUCUAUCAUCUUGGAUCAACAGGGAGAGGUUUCAAAAUUAUCUUACAAUGGAUGGCUUCCUCUUGUAUGAACUUGGAGAUACCGGAAAGCUUGUGGCUAUCGCAGUAAUUGAUGAGAAAAAUACAUCAGUUGAACAUACCAGAUUAAAGUCAAUUAUUCAGGAAGUUGCUAGAGAUUAUAGAGACCAGUUCCACAGGGAUUUUCAGUUUGGCCAUAUGGAUGGAAAUGACUAUAUAAAUACCUUGCUGAUGGAUGAAUUAAAAGUCCCAACUGUGGUUGUACUGAAUACUUCAAACCAACAGUACUUUUUACUAGAUAGACAGAUUAAGAAUGCAGAAGACAUGGUCCAGUUCAUUAAUAACGUUUUGGAUGGCACAGUAGAUGCCCAAGGAGGGGAUAGCAUUUUGCAGAGAUUGAAAAGAAUAGUAUUUGAUGCCAAAUCUACUAUUGUGUCUAUAUUCAAGAGCUCUCCACUUAUGGGCUGCUUUCUCUUUGGCCUGCCACUGGGUGUCAUCAGCAUCAUGUGCUACGGCAUCUACACGGCUGACACAGACGGAGGUUACAUAGAAGAACGGUAUGAAGUGUCCAAAAGUGAGACGGAAAGCCCAGAACCGGUAGAAGAGAGCAAAGAAAAACAGGAGCCCAGGAGUGGGGACUCUCUGGUGCCUGCAGUGCAAGAAGCCAAAGAUGUGUUAGAAAAGAAGAAAGACUGAGACUUUACCAAGAUAAAAUAUUUCAUAGGAUUUCAAAUUAUUAAAGAGUCUAUUCAUUGAAUUUAGACAUUUAAUCAUGACCUUUACAGAAGAGAACACGGUGUUUGUAUUUUGCUGACAUCAACUGCAUGGGUUAUAAAAUAGUCCUUCCGUAAAUGGGGAGAUGUUUGGAGCAAAGAGAUGAAACGUUUGUCUAAAACAAACAAAAUCAAAACACUCCAUCAAAGUUUACCUUAUAGAUGUUGUUCUACCAGAUCAGUUCUAUUUGCAUGUUUCUCUAUCUGAAUAUUCUGUGACAAAAUUAAGAUUCUUGGGCAGAAUAUUUAAAUUGGCCAGGCAGGUAGAAGAUACGUGUGUGAUAGAGAAAAAUAACACCUCCACGUCCUACCAUCCAUUCUCCUCAUGUUUUGGAUAAGAUUUCUAUGGACAAAAUUAAGUCUUUAAAAUUUAGGCACUUUAAGGAGAACUAAUAACUUUUUCCAAGGAUCAAAUUAAGAUUAUGAGAUAAAAUAAUUUGGUUUUAUACAGCAUAGUGAUUUUGUUAUUUUUAAAGGAGAGGAAAUGUUACUUUUUACCUUUAUACUCAGUUACAUUAUAAAACUUUCAUACGGGCCUAUAUUGUGGGAAAAAAAAAUAGUCUUAUGUUUAAUCUUUGCAGCAGAAACAGGAUUUACUUGGAUCAGUGAUUUCAAAUGAUGCCCUGGACACUGAGAAGGUGUCUCAGCCAACACUGCAGGAAGGGAGGGGGGGUCUCUGUCACCCCUACACUGCUUUAGCCAGAACAGCAUACUUUUAUUUCUCUGUUUUAUAUAUUGGGAUUUCGUCUAAAAUUUUUUCUUUGGUAAAAAGCUCCUGCUGCUUUUUAAAAAGUAAUAUAUAUCAUGUUUUUAUUUUAUGGUAUGGUAACUUUAUAGUAAUUUAUAAUCUAGUGUGUGUGUAUGUAUAUCUAUAUAUACACAUACACACAUACAUAUACACAUAUGAAAUUUAUUGACAUACAUCUGUUAUGUAAUAUUAUGGGCGUGUCUGUGUUCAUAAUGAGUAAUGAGUGGCAUAAUCAGCCUGUUAAAGAAACUUCAUGUCCAGUGAUUAAAGACAUCUGCCAGUUACCUUCUCCGUCCUCCCCGCUGUUAUCCAUUUCAGCUAAUGACCCCUCAUCUUCUCUCCAUAACGGAAUAACAUAGGAAUUCUAUCCCAAGUUAUGUACAAAAACUGGUAUCUUUUAAAUAACAGUGUGGUAUGUUUAUGGUAGAUUAGUUUAUGUUUGAGACCUUCAUUUUAGCUAAGUUUAGGAUUUUUAUUAAGUGACUGUAAUCUGGGUGGUUAUUCAUUGAGUUAUGAAACAUUUUUAAAUGUUUCAUCACUUUAAAACUAUGUAAUUCAUGGUCCUGAUAGUGAAGCUGUUUAGGGCUGUGGUCCCCAGGGCAGCCUGGGGCUAUUUCUGAUGCCAAGCUGAUCACUACUAACCUGAGGCUCUUGUGCCUUUGUCCUAAGGAGUUACUAGGAAUUGCUCUCUCGUACCUUUUAGUAUAUAGUCAUUACUUGUUCUUGAUGUUUGGCGCCCCUUUAUUAUCAUUUUUAUAAAUGAAGCACGUAUGCAGUCCCAGGAAAUUUCACGAAAUACUAGAAUGAAAUGUUAUUCUUAAAUGGAAACUGGAGAUAAAUGCUGUUAAUUUAACAAGGAAAUUUCUCUCUAAAGAGUAAUCAGACAGUCUUUUGGAAAAUAGAUAUUAAUGUUGGCAGCAGUCAAGCUUAUUUUGCAGCUGCGAAAAGCUUAGCUAAAUACAGAUGCCUUACGUUAGUCUCGGCCUGGUAGGGAAGUUACAGCUUAGCCACUACCAGUGGCAGGAGGAAGCUGUAAAAAUGUCAUGGCUUCUUUCUUCAUGUUUAUCACUAACAGAUGUCUGUUAUCUGCAUGGUUUUGUCUUUUGUCAAGCACACCUAUAAAUUAAAGACCAAAACAGGGAAAAGAAAAAAAAAGGAGCAAAGCUUAAUAUGUAUCAGCAAAGUCCAGUGUUCUUUGUAUUUCGAGAUUUUCUUGUCUAUAAAUUAAUGCCUUAGUUCUCUGUUAUCUUUUUUCACAACACUAUACUGUUGCCCCAUAUUCUUAUUUGUGUUUUCAAAAUGUGUCUAUUUGGGAAACAAAAAGUGUAGAUGAUUUGUAAGUGAAUAAUUUUUUUUUUAUUAAAAUUUUGCUUUUUACUUGUCUCUAUUUUAGGAUAGUGUCACAAUAUCCUCACAAAACAAGUUGAAAGUUUUUGCUCACUAGUAUGGUUUUCCCCUCAAUGUGAUAUCAGCGUUUACUAGAAAUGCUGUUUUCGUUUUAGGAAAAAUUACUUCAAAAUAAAGGAAAGUUUCUUAAUGAAUCUUGUAGAAGAACAUAGAUAUCAUCCUAAUUCAGUGAUGAAUCUCACUGUGAUUACAUAUCAAUAGGGGGAAUACCCUUCAGUAAGUUGGAGUUUUGCCUUCUCUUUCAGUGGCAAUAAAGUUCUGUUUCUGACUUCUAAUAUUCAAGAUGCUAGAUGCUUGCUGUUGCUGAAUCUGGUGCUCAGACAGUUUUUAAAGAUAUUUCAAAGAGAGAAAGUGCAUGUUUUUAUGGAGCAGUGCACCUCAUUAUAGCUUGCCGUCCUUUUUGUUUCAUUGUAUACGUUAAUAUUUCUCUAUAUCUGAAACUUAGGUGGAUUAGACCUGGAGUUUUCACUUGCUUCUUUAUACAUAGUGCUCCCUGGUAUCUGAGUUAGAAAUAACGUGAAGAGCCAAAUGUCUAGCAGCUGAAGGACGGGUCUAUAUGAAUAGUAAAACAAUUAGCUAUAUUGUUUUCAUUCAGUGGAUAUUUGUUCUUGUUGAUAUUUCUUGUGUUUUGUUUCAGGGGCUUUUGGGUUUUGAUUUUGCAAAAAGUAAUUUAAAUAUUUUCAUCUUUGCUUCACAUGAUAUGGAAGUAGGACAGGGAAAACCACUCAGCUAUUCUUUUUAUACAGAGAGUGUUCAAAUAAACAAGUGUAGGAUGUUAAGACUAUCAAUUAAUUGGUGGGAUUAGGUUUGCCAUUUUAUUUUUAUAAAUAUAUAUUUUUUCUGAAUGUGUCUGAGUCCAAGAGUGGGCAAAAAAUAAUUUUCUACUUUGGACUAAUCUAUAAAGGGUUUUGAAAGUUUGUGUUACUAACUCGUUGAAUUCAUGAUAUCCUGCCUUAAGGCACCAAUUGUAAAUCUUCAUUUUUCUAAAAUAAAUUAAUUGAAAACAUGUAACCGUUUGUUAUUUUUACCAUUUAUCUUUUGGUUGUGUGGGAUGUAAAUAAUUCUCUAUGCAAAGCAAAAAGGACAGUUGAGACUUCAUCUUUCACGGUGGUUUUUUUUUUUCCUUCUAUUAAUUUUAAGUUAUUUGUAAUUAUAGAAACAUAGUUUUAAAAUUUAAACAGACUUGAUAGAGAUAAGAUUGUAAUCUAAUUCUUUCAUAUUGAAGGUGAAGAACCUGAGAUUCACAGGUUUGAUAUAUUUUGUAUUUGUAAAACCUGACCAUUUUAAAUAUUAAUUACAGAGUUUAGAGCUAGAAUAAUUGGAUUUGAGUCCUUGAUCCAACUGCCAGAGUGUCAUCUUGGACA